AUGUUCAGAUCCGCAAUCAUGGGUGUUACCAAGACCAUCAUCAAGGCCGGAGACGGCGUCACCUUCCCCAAGAUUGGCCAGACCGUCGUCAUGCACUACGUCGGCACCCUCGAGGACGGCUCCAAGUUCGAUUCGUCCCGCGACCGCAACGAUCCCUUUGUCACCCCCAUCGGUGUUGGCCGUGUUAUCCGUGGCUGGGAGGAGGGUGUCCCCCAGAUGUCGCUCGGUGAGCGCGCUACCCUCAAGAUCACCUCUGACUACGGUUACGGUGACCGUGGAUACCCCCCAGUCAUCCCCGCUAAGGCUACCUUGAUCUUUGACGUUGAGCUCCUUGAGAUCCGUUAA
Messenger RNA from Linnemannia hyalina, 345 nucleotides. Lineage: Eukaryota; Fungi; Mortierellomycota; Mortierellomycetes; Mortierellales; Mortierellaceae. The record is from the annotation of a GenBank genome assembly.